Molecule: messenger RNA, 310 nt
Organism: Acanthoscelides obtectus
Lineage: Eukaryota; Metazoa; Arthropoda; Insecta; Coleoptera; Chrysomelidae
Source: the annotation of a GenBank genome assembly
UACAGCAUGGUCAUUGAGCGUGUGUCAGAAUGUACUAUUAUUUUUUAGAUGUUUUAAGUAGUAGCCCUGCCGAUGACAGACGACCCUUAUUCAAACGUCGGCAUUGGCAUCCGCCACUUGUCGCUACGUCAGAGAGCUGCCAUGUAUGUCAAUAGGAAGUUUGGCUGGUGACGUCGCUAUUGCAUUCCAACGACGUAGGACUGUAAAAGGAAUCAAAAUAGCAUGCCAAUGCAGGAGUUGAAGUUCUAAUCAACAUUACGGUUUCCAAUUUCCAAAUGAGAAAGGGGAUAGACGUGUACGAAAAAGAUUC